This is a messenger RNA of Saimiri boliviensis boliviensis (Bolivian squirrel monkey), 1756 nucleotides long. It is a transcript of the gene ABHD14B, whose product is annotated as abhydrolase domain containing 14B. Gene Ontology annotation, cellular component: cytoplasm. Gene Ontology annotation, biological process: positive regulation of transcription by RNA polymerase II. NCBI's taxonomy places the organism in Eukaryota, Metazoa, Chordata, Mammalia, Primates, Cebidae. The record is from RefSeq and is a predicted model, not a curated record. Gene Ontology annotation, molecular function: hydrolase activity.
AGUUUAGCAGCGACUAUGGACCCUGCGAGCUUGUGGCCACAAGAGGGCGUCCGGGAGUACGGCCCAGUCCCCGCCCCCUUUGGUUGGGACCCGACCUCUUCCCCGAGUUCCUCCUCCGGCCCCAUCCACCGCCAGCACUCGCCUGCCUCCCUUCUGCGCGAGUCCACGCAGCUCCCCAGGCCCUUCACCAGCACAGCAGCAGCAGGCAUGGCAGCAAGCGUGGAGCAGCGUGAGGGCACCAUCCAAGUGCAGGGCCAGGGUCUCUUCUUCCGAGAGGCCCGGCCUGGCAGUGGGCAGGCUCGCUUCUCUGUACUGCUGCUGCAUGGUAUCCGCUUCUCCUCUGAGACCUGGCAGAACCUGGGUACACUGCACAGGCUGGCCCAGGCUGGCUACCAGGCUGUGGCCAUUGACCUCCCAGGUCUGGGGCACUCCAAGGAAGCAGCAGCCCCUGCCCCUCUUGGGGAGCUGGCUCCUGGGAGCUUCUUGGCGGCUGUGGUGGAUGCCUUGGAGCUGGGCCCCCCAGUUGUGAUCAGUCCAUCACUGAGUGGCAUGUACUCCCUGCCCUUUCUCACGGCCCCUGGCUCCCAGCUCCGGGGCUAUGUGCCAGUGGCCCCCAUCUGCACUGACAAAAUCAAUGCUGCCAACUAUGCCAGUGUGAAGACUCCGGCUCUGAUUGUAUAUGGAGACCAGGACCCCAUGGGUCAGACCAGCUUUGAGCACCUGAAGCAGCUGCCCAACCACCGAGUGCUGAUCAUGAAGGGGGCGGGGCACCCCUGUUACCUGGACAAACCGGAGGAGUGGCAUACGGGGCUGCUAGACUUUCUGCAGGGGCUGGAGUGAAGCACAGCACUGCUGCAGGGGGUGGGCUGCCUGCCUGCUCUGAUCUCUCUCUCUCUCUCUCUCUCUCUCUCUCUCUCUCUCUCUCAUGCUCUCUCUUCUCUCAUGGGCUCUGGCCCAUGCACAUGCAACAGGUGCGUCUGUCUAUUUGUCUGGGUUCUUGUCUUUUGUAGCCUGUUUGUCUUUUCUGUUUCUUUCUUUUGCAGUAAUAGACUGAGGAGGUAAAAUCAAGAGAAAGAAACCUCAGGAAUCAAGGAACAUAAUCCGGUGGAGGGUAAUCCUUUAGAUGAGCUUCUCCUGUUCUUCCACUUUCCUGCCUAGCUUUUACUCCUUCCUCUGCUCUGCCCAGCCUUCCCCUGCCACCCCUCCUCCUUCUGCAAAUGCCCUGCAGGCCAGCCCUUUCCCCAACAUCCACUUCCCACAUACAUACAUGCCCACAUGCAUGCUUACAUAUUUAGAGCCAUCCAUGUUCCCCAAUAUGACCCUUCGCUUGAGAGCAACUGCAUAGGUCCGUGUAACUCUGGACCGACAUGCACAUUCUCAUGUGCAGCUGUGCAUAUACACACAUGCAUACUUGAGCCUCCACACAAGCACUUGCACACAUGAACACUUCUAACCAUGGCUGGGGAGGUGGGGACCCCAUGGGCCAGCCCUUGCAGGAGACCCUUUUGCAAGGCCUAGGGUGUGGCCAGCCCUGAAAGUUACUCAGCCACAGGUUUCAGCUGGCCCCAGGCCAGAAGUGGCCCCCAGAAAGGGAGGGCCACCGCUCUGUCCCCUUGCUUUUACCCUUCCUUCUGGGUGCUCUGCAUCUCCCCAAGUUACCAAGCCUGAGGCUUCUCAUCGAAGCUUGAUUCCUGCUCUGAGGCUUGAGGGGUGGGAGCCAGAGUGGAGGUCGGUGAAAUAAAGUGGUGCAAUUAGA